Messenger RNA from Hymenoscyphus albidus, 1142 nucleotides. The record is from the annotation of a GenBank genome assembly. NCBI's taxonomy places the organism in Eukaryota, Fungi, Ascomycota, Leotiomycetes, Helotiales, Helotiaceae.
AUGGAAGAUGUGCAGCCAUACCAAAUAGAAGACUGUUUCGCAGCAUACGAGCGCGCUUUUAGAAAACACCCAACUCUUGCCUCCCUCAUAAAGAGCUAUAGUUCUCAUGCGGACCUUCGAAUCCUCGAAUAUACGACCGUCUACCAUGAAUUGUUGGAACUCGGUUACGACCAAGAGAUAGAGGACGACGAAACACUCGUCUCUCAAAUUGCAAUACAUCAGCACCUGGUCCCCGAAUUCUGCAUUGCUCGGCUCGUCGAGUUGAAAUGGGACAAUUACCUCGAGGAACGUAUUAGGCAGAGAAUUGUGGAUGAAGUCGCUUCUGCAGAUAAGGUGUAUUUGAAGACAUGGCGCCAUUUUCUCUUCUCCGAUCGCGACUCCCGACCUGGAAUCCUCACCAGAUUGCUCAAAGGCUGUAUGGCUGGGAUAAUGUGGCAAUUUUAUGUUUUCUUUUUAAGGUUCUGCGUAAAUUAUGUGGCUGCCAGCCCCUCUUUAUUCUCGCUACAUUACUUCUGAGCUUCAUUUUGGCCUCAUUUCUACAGGACAAUAGCCACGGAGCAGAUCAGAAAAAGCAGGAGAUCGAUAAUGUGAUAUCGCAAAUAUCAAAAGUCGUGCAGGACGUAGAGUGUUCAAAGGAGGUUGCAUCGAUUGGCGGGAAUGGUAAAUCAUUCGAAUUGAAUUCCUGGGAUUUUCCGGAGCUGAACGAGGAGAUGCCAACCAAUCGCAAUCAACGGUGGUGUUUCGACACGAGAAACAAAAUGCGCAACUACUACAUUGAGUUGUCGCAAGAACUGUUUUCAUAUAAAAAGGAGUUACAGGGUUUCAAUACGCAGCUUCAAGAUGCUUUCCUAAAGCUAGAUGAGAACAAGAAAAAAGUAAAGAAGCCAGUAGCCUUCAACACGACACUUUUCCUGGAAGCCACAAACACCAGAUUCAUGGGAAGCUUGAAAGACAUUUUCAAGAACAUCAUUCCGGAAGUUCAGAAAGAAUCACCAAGGAGAUGCAAACAUUCGUUGACGACACCAUGUCAGGAUCAGAUCAGAACCAGGGUACAACUUGCUCAAACCCUACUUGUAUGUUCGGAAAUGAAUACUACAACCCGGAAGUCCUGCGAGUUAUGGAAAUCUCAAAACUCUUACUAG